CCACCCACCCCCAACCUCCUCGCAGUUCAGCGCGACCCCCUCGCUUGGAUUCAGUUUCGGGAAGAGGGAGGAUGGCGAACAUGUAGCGGAGCAGCUGACCGUCACCAUCAGCAGAGCAGCACAGCGGGACGCCGCGCUGCGACGGGAGGGACUCGACGAAGGUUUGACACGUGAACGAAGGACGACGGCACCUGGGUUGCCAAGUUCGACACAGUGGAUGCGCGCGCGCGGUCCAGACGCGGCAAACGGCAUGGAGUGAGACCCGUUACGCGCGGGAGGUGUCCACGGAACCAGCCUCGGGUUCGCCCUUCCGCGGAAACCGUUUCUGAGCUGAGCGCGUUAGUGAGCAUGUAUCAAUGAAGAAUGUGAGCGCGCCGGACUCUCUCCCAACGGGGUGGAUGAAGCCCGCGGCGGUGUCAUGCGUCUUGCCCCGCAGCCAAGCGCGCAACCCUUGCGGCUCGUAGUUCUGGUGCUCUUCGCCACGGGCGCGAUCACGUCCCCGGUGCUGUCGACGGGCUGCCCGGACAGGUGCGUGUGCGACGACCAGCUGGUGGUCCAGUGCGCUGGGCAGCACCUCACCGCCUUCCCGGUCAACCUGCCGCUGGCCACGCGGCAGCUCAUCAUCUCCAACAACCGCAUCGUCGAGCUGCCGCCGCUCGCGCUCAACUACCUCUCGGACCUGGUGUACCUGGAUUGCAGCAACAACUCGCUGACGGAGGUUUCCGAGUCCACGUUCGGGAAUCUGCGCAAGCUGGCCUACCUGGACCUCUCCUUCAACACCUUGACCCGCAUCGAGGACAGGACGUUCGGCCCCUUGGCGAGUCUGGUGAUGCUGCGGAUGACCGACAACCCGGGGCUGUCGGAGAUCCAUUCGGACGCCUUCGCGGAGACCGCAGCGCUCCAGGUCCUGGACGUGAGCCGGAACAACCUGACGGUCCUCAACGUCACCUCCCUGAUCGCCCUGCCCGCCCUGCGCUCGCUGGGGCUCAGCGGGAACCCGUGGCGGUGCGAGUGCGACAACGAGGACCUGUGCCUGUGGGUCCACCUGGAGGGCUUCAAGUUCCAAGACGAAGGCCAGACGGUGUGCGGCUCCCCCGCCGACGCGCAGGGCCGCCGCCUGGGCGAGGUGGGCGUCCAGCUGCGCGCGCUGUGCCACCAGACGCUGGGCUCCUGGGACUACCUGUUCUUCGUGGCCAUCGGCUUCGUCAUCUUCGCCGCCGGCACCGUGUCGGCGUGGGUGAUGGGCGUCGUCAUGGUGCUGUACGAGCGCUACAUCAAGAAGAAAGACGGGCAGCCGGACGAGGAGGAGGGGCCCGGCGACAAGGGGCGGAGCUCGCGGGCCAGGGGCGACCACGGCAACGGGAGGUCGCACACAGUUUGAGAGGGCCCGGACCCCCCCGCGGUGCCUCCCGGCGGCUUCCAGGACUGUCUGAGUCCACUGACACCGAGUCAGACUCAUCCCCGAAGGAGGACGGGCACCAUUCACCGGAGAUCAGGAAUGUUCACGGGUGCUCGUGUGUGCACAUAUGCGACUUUGUGCGACGUUUGGUGGGAAAGGCGACGCGAUCGCGCGUGUUUUUGUACCAAAUGCGAAGGGGCAGCUGUGGCUUAGCUUCCCAGAGAGGCUGGAGACAGGUUCAGCAGCCAGUGUGGCUCCGUCACAAGGUAACAGCGCCUCUAAUCCCCCAGAAAUAAACACUAAACCUCAGUGAGGAGCGACAACCUAUCCUGUCAACUCCUCCCAAAUGAGAAACAUUCCAGUAACUCUCCAGUACAUUUAUACAGUCGAGUUAAAGGUGAAGUCGGACUUUUCUGCACAGCUCUGCAGCUUCGGCGUCAAAUCCUGAACAGGGGUCGACAGUAGUCACACGUGACAAAGAGGACUGUGUUUUUCACCUCACACAACAGCGCCUCUGCUUACGUACUAGCCGUUCGCUGUGUCGCUGCUCGUCUAUUAGCCCAGAAGUGCGGUCACGGUCAGCGUGAAACGUGUGCCCACUGCUGCAGCGGGUCCCGCUCCGUGGCAGGUGAACAGAGUGCGAUGCUCGACUUGUGCCCCGUCUGUUUCUGCAUGCACUGUUAAAGCACCAAACGCCUUAUGACACAUGUAAAAGUGUACAUACUGUAAUAGAACCUUCUGCAGCAUAAAAAUCAUCUAAAUUGAUCAUUUCAGCCAUUUUGGGGAAACUCUCUUGAUGAACUGAUGAAUCCAGCCCAGACUGUGGAGUAACACUUUACAGCAAUAAAUAUCGAACAUGAAUUCAUAUAUAUUUAUACAGUAUUUAGGAUGACAGCGUGAUGAUAAGAACUAGAAUGUAGUGGGCUCAGGCCAAGAAGGCUCAGGUCAUUUCUCCCUAAUUCAUUAGGAACCCAAAGGAGGUCUCGCGUGUGUUCGUCCAUCAUCAAUCCGUUUGAGGGAGUCAUUUGCAUUCAUAGUUGACGUAACUAUGCGUGACCCACGCGUAUUUACCCUCAUGGCACAUAAAGCGUGCACGUGAGGCGCCGAUCAGCUGAGACGCCCUUGAGCAGCUCUCGCGGCGUCGGCUGUAAUAUUUGCAUAUAAACAGAGUGCACUGCGUGAUGCGCGUAUUUGUUGAGGUCCGUGUGCUUAAACCCCCCUAUACAGUACAUGCACCGGGUGUCAGGCGCGAGGGGGUGUUACUGUACAUCCUGCUGAAGCGUGCUGACGAGGCCACGUGACGCCACAGGCAAGGUUGAGGGUGCGGCAUGGAAAUGGGAGAGCUGGCUGCUCGAAUUCACGUCAGGACCGUGACACGGUUGGACUGACGGGGAGUGGAUAUCACGCGUGUACACUGUCUGUACUGACAGCGUGGGUCCGCGGAGGUUCUUUACAGCAGCACCGACCCGGUUUCCUGCCGGCGGCUGGCGGUCGGGCCUCGGGGGCGGCGCCGGCGGCCCGACUGUGACAGCCGAGCAGCUCCAGACCCAGCGGAGGCGCCGGUUCUUGCCCGUGGCCCGCGGGACCGGCGCCUCGGCCCCGCGUCCUGUGUGCGUCCGAGCUGAGGGCAAAGUGGCCGCUGUCGAAACGCCCGCAGACGGGAGAUGUGACAUCAAGUGGGAGCGGCUCUAACCGGCCGCAACAGCCCGCUGACACAUCUGCUCACCAACACACACGUCUGAAGCGAGUAUUUUAGUCACUCACAGAGCACUUUCUGACUUCGCACUUAGAAGUGAGGCGCGUGUGAACCACUGCCACUAAACGACCAAAUAACCAAACUACUGCCACUUAGAUCCAAACCACACCUCUCUCUGGAGCUGGAACAUAAAGGACUCGCUGCAACUUAUAUUAAGUUAGAUAUUCUUCUUAUGCUUACAAUUGUAAACAUACAUAUUAUGAACAGUAUAUUGAAUGCUCUUGUUUUGUAUUCUUAUGCUUUAAGGAGUUGUCAUUUCAUAUUGUAUCUAUAGUGAAGCACAGACAUAAGCAAAGCGCCUGGUUUAUAUCACAGGCCUUUUUUUAUUUCACUCUUUGACACAACGUAUUCUCACUAGACGUGUUUUGUGAUAUUUAUUUCCCUUAAACGAAUGACGUUCUUGUGUUUGCUCCUGUGUUCCGCGUCGUAUGUUUUCUAUGGGGCUAUUGAUUGACAGCAGAGAUCGGGGCCCCGCCCCCGCUUGGCAGCGAGGACGAUGGUCGUGCUGCUGUUACACAUCUGCACACAGGCUCAGGGGCCUGACAAAUCUGUAUCCUUCCCACAGUCCCCAAUAAAAGGUCAUUUCGAGAG
Messenger RNA from Betta splendens (Siamese fighting fish), 3746 nucleotides. Its product is annotated as leucine-rich repeat-containing protein 52-like. The transcript has 2 exons. The coding region runs from base 419 to 1381 and encodes 320 amino acids. The record is from RefSeq and is a predicted model, not a curated record. Gene Ontology annotation, molecular function: voltage-gated potassium channel activity; potassium channel activator activity; transmembrane transporter binding. NCBI's taxonomy places the organism in Eukaryota, Metazoa, Chordata, Actinopteri, Anabantiformes, Osphronemidae. Gene Ontology annotation, cellular component: voltage-gated potassium channel complex.